CAGCUUUUAUUGCCAAAUCUUGAAGCAUUGUAUGGACAGCUGGAUUCUCGGGAAGAAAUUCAACCACGAUCGAUCUUUGUUCAGUUGGGAUACAGCUAGUAAUUGUCUCAUAAAACCAGAGGAAUACAGGCCUGCCAUUGCACGCAUGGAUUAUGAAAUGGAGUAGGGGGAGGUCGUAAGGUGUAAUAUGGCCCCGCUUUGCAGCUGCAGUAAGCGGAACUGUUGACGAUGCUAAACUGAGGUUUCAGUAAGGGAAAUAACUAAUAAAUAUUUUGAGCAAAUCUGACCUACAGGAAUUUUGCAACCUCUGCCAGCAACUGGGUAUCAUAGCAACGCGAACUGGGCGCUUGGUUCCUGUCCAAUCUCCUUUCAUUCAGUAAUUGGAGGACGACAAAAUUUCUAAAAGUCGUAUCGACACCGCAUUGAUGUCUGUGCUCUCUUAAUGAGCUGUCAACCAAAGCGACUGAGCUGGAGAUGGAAUCAUUGACUCGAGAGCAAAUUGGAGAAUACCGGGAAGCCUUUAAAUGCUUUGAUUUGAACGAAAAUGGAACAUUAUCGACCAAGGAAUUGAAAUAUGCCAUGCGCAUGCUCGGAUCAAACCCAACCGAUUCCCAAGUGCAAGAGCUGGUGAAUGAAAAAGAUUUCGAUGGAGAUGGGACGAUCAAUUUUGAAGAAUUUGUAAAUAUGAUAGAAGAUCAAAAUAGCGCGGAGGACGAAGAUAAUUUAUUUACGAUAUUUAGUGUAUUCGACCCUGAACAUAACGGCUUUGUUGAGGGAAAAAACAUAAAGAAGUCUCUUCUUUGUCUGGAUGAUGUUCCCGCAGAGGAACUGGAUGAAAUUUUAGAAAAAGCCGGAAUAACGGAUGACAGAAAAUUAACAAUGGAAGAGUUUUCUACUCUUCUCGUACCACUGAUAUACAAGUCAGGAAGAAUACUACGAUAUCAUGAAAAAACCUGGAGAAGAAGCAACAAUUUUGAAGCGAUCUCAGAGUCAAACGUUGAAUAUAUUUAAAAGUAUUUAAUUUAUUAGACCAUUACAUGAUAUAAUAGAUAAUGUUUCUCUUACUUUGAGCGCUAGAGACAAUUUCUUCCCUGAAAUACAAAACCGGAUUUUGUUUGUCUUCGUACAAACAUCGAAUUUCUAGGUGGUCUCGCAAUAAUAAGUUUUGAAUUAGGUUUGGAGGAGCUUAGAGAUAAGAACAUUGUAGACUUGUUUUUUUUUUAAGAAAGGGUGCAGUACACUCUUAGAUAGGUAACGAAAAUGAUCAAGUGGUUUUAACUGACGCUUAAACAAAACUGUGUGCAUGGUUUUCCUCUCGAAAAUUGGGAAAUUUUAAUUGACGGUCGAAAGUGAUCUGAGCAUGCAUUGGUUUAUUCGCUUCAUUUCGCGCUGUGAUUAGUUUACGAAUCUCACACCAACUUCUCAACCAAUCAGAUUCAAAAUUAAAACCAAUCGCGAGUGUCUCACUCGCAUUUUUUCGUGCCUCAGGAGGUUUGCUGCUUUCAACUUCGUUUGAGCGUUCCAUAUUGCCUUUUUGACAUAUUUUAUUCCCUCUGAUUGGUUUUUCGGCACCAGAUCAACAGAUAGCUAUCCGUUUACUGCCUGAUCCCCUCCAAAAACUGGAUCCAAAAACAAGUCUGUUUAAGAUUGCGUCUUCCGUCUUUUACGGCGUGAAGCCUGGGCUAAUCUUAGAAGCGUUACGUAAACUUGCGUGAUGCAUAAGAAGGUCACGCCAAGGAAGAACAGAUGAGGGAUUAGUCGUCGCCAACAGUGUAUAAAGGGGGGGGGGGGUGGGGGAAUCUA
Molecule: messenger RNA, 1803 nt
Organism: Pocillopora verrucosa
Lineage: Eukaryota; Metazoa; Cnidaria; Anthozoa; Scleractinia; Pocilloporidae
Product: calmodulin
Cellular component (GO): cytoplasm
Molecular function (GO): calcium ion binding
Source: RefSeq, a predicted model, not a curated record